Messenger RNA from Malurus melanocephalus (red-backed fairy wren), 2186 nucleotides. RefSeq names its product proton-coupled amino acid transporter 1-like. The transcript has 10 exons. Bases 199 to 1701 code for a protein of 500 amino acids. NCBI's taxonomy places the organism in Eukaryota, Metazoa, Chordata, Aves, Passeriformes, Maluridae. Gene Ontology annotation, biological process: L-alanine transport; proline transmembrane transport; proton transmembrane transport. The record is from RefSeq and is a predicted model, not a curated record. Gene Ontology annotation, cellular component: vacuolar membrane. Gene Ontology annotation, molecular function: L-alanine transmembrane transporter activity; amino acid:proton symporter activity; glycine transmembrane transporter activity.
UGUGGGAUCCUGACCCCGUUUUGUCUGGGUGUGCCCAAAACMUGGGCACAAGCCUGAAGGAAGAGCCAGUGGGAAUGUGCCAUGCACCUUUGACCUUAGGACAUGCCAACUCYGUGAUUGCUUGGGCGGGAGCAUGUGGCUGUAUAAAAGCCCUGGAGGAGACCUUGCUCUGGCAGUGUGAGCCRGUCUCUCUGCACGAUGGCUGACCCCAAGGAGCCUGAGAAUGGGAGUGUCGAGCUGGGCACCCCUAAUGCCGCUGUCCCCACAGGGACCAUGUCCACCCGGCGCCUCCGCAGCGAGGACUACAAUGACUACAGCUCCACGGAUGUCACGCCAGAGGGGAGCCCUCCCGAGGGCAUGAACGGCUUUGCCCACCCUGAGUCCUACCAGCGCUUCGGGGAGACCAAUGGGACAACGUGGUACCAGACCCUGAUCCAUCURCUGAAGGGGAAUAUUGGCACGGGGCUGCUGGGGCUGCCUCUGGCUGUGAAGAAUGCYGGCAUCCUGCUGGGUCCUCUGAGCCUGYUGGUGAUGGGAGUCGUGGCUGUGCACUGCAUGGGCAUCCUGGUGAAAUGUGCCCAUCACUUCUGCAACAGGUUCCAGAAGCAGUUUSUGGACUAUGGAGGUGCCGUGAUGUACGGGCUGGAGGCGACUCCCAGUGCCUGCCUGAGGACACAUGCCAUCUGGGGAAGGCGUAUAGUGGGACUYUUCCUGAUCAUCACUCAGUUGGGUUUCUGCUGCGUGUACUUUGUCUUUCUGGCGGACAAUCUGAAACAGGUUGUAUCAGCUGCAAACGGAACCACCAAUGACUGCAGCCCAAACAGGACGGUGGUGAUGACCCCCACCAUGGACUCACGGCUUUACAUGCUUUCCCUCUUGCCUUUUGUGGUGCUGCUCACAUUCAUCCAGAACCUCAAGGUCCUGUCCAUCUUCUCCAUGCUGGCCAACGUGGCCAUGCUUGUCAGCCUUGUUGUGAUCUACCAGUACAUUGUCCGGGACAUUCCUGAUCCCAGAAACCUGCCUCUAGCAGCAGCCUGGAAAACCUACCCUCUGUUCUUUGGCACCGCGAUCUUUGCUUUCGAAGGCAUCGGCGUGGUGCUGCCUCUGGAAAACAAGAUGAAGAACCCCCGGCAAUUCCCAGUGAUCCUCUACGUGGGGAUGACCAUUGUCACCAUCCUGUACAUCAGCCUGAGUGUCCUGGGGUACCUGCGCUUUGGGUCGGACAUUCAGGCCAGCAUAACACUCAACCUGCCCAACUGCUGGCUGUACCAAGCUGUCAAGCUGCUCUUCUCCUUUGGGAUUUUCUUCACCUACGCCGUGCAGUUCUACGUGCCUGCUGAGAUCAUCAUCCCUCCCCUCGUGGCCCGGGUGUCGGAGCGCUGGGGCUGGCUGGUCAACCUGCUCCUCAGGGUGGCCCUGGUCUGUGUGACCUGCGUGCUGGCCAUCCUCAUCCCCCGCCUGGACCUCGUCAUCUCCCUGGUGGGCUCCGUCAGCAGCAGUGCCCUGGCUCUCAUCUUCCCCCCGCUGCUGGAGAUUGCCACCUACUACUCCGAGGGCAUGCACCCUCUCAUCAUUGCCAAGGACAUCGCCAUCAGCCUCUUYGGCUUCGUGGGCUUCGUGGUGGGCACGUACGAGGCGCUGGUGGAGCUGGUGGCACCCGCGGCCACCGUGGUGAACGCCACCAGUGUCCUGGUGCAGUGAUGGCCCUGCCGGCAGCUCUGGGUGCUGAGCUGGGGGAGCAUGGACACCGAGCACUGCUCUCCUGGGAACGGCCUCCCCUCCGCUCUUGGGAAAUGUGGUGGGUUUGGUCUGAGAGAGGAUGGGGCUGCCCAGCACCGAUCUGCCCRACUGCAGCAGGAUCCUGCUCUGGGCUCCGUCUGGAAAGUGGGAUCCAGCCUGGGGCGGUGCCUUCCCUCUUAGGGCAGGUGCUGYAAAACAGCCCCUCUGUAAAUAGUCACUUUGAGAGGUGAGGAAUCCCAGGGAUGUAGAUUUUAUUUUAUUUUAUUAUUUUUUUWAAUCCCAACCUUUCCAUAUUUUCCCCAGCCCUUCAAUCAGGAUGGGGAACAGGGACUACUCUUUUUUGUGCCAGUUUGAUUUUUUUUUUUUUUUUAAUACCCUGAGCACUUUAUUUUUACAGCAACAGACAAACCUCAGCUCAGGUUAGAGAGAGUGUGGAGCUGCCUCCU